CUGAGGGAAACUGGAAGCACAGACGGCGAGUUCAGGUUGGUUCAAGAAACAUCUGCUGGCUGCAUCGCUCCCGAGAUGACCCGACUGACCCUGUCGACCCUGGCAGUAUUGAUCUGCUCGUCAUCCCUGGUAAAUGGAGGGAAAGUCUUGGUGUUCCCAGUGGACGGAAGCCACUGGGUCAAUAUGAAUGUCAUCAUCGAAGAGCUUCACACCAGAGGCCAUGAAGUCACAGUGCUACGACCUUCAGACACCUGGUACAUCAAGCCUGACUCCCCUCACUACAAGGCCGUUAACAUAAAUUUGCCAGGUGGAAUAGACAGGCAGAACUUUGGGUCAUAUGUCAUGAAGACGAUAAACAUGAGACGUCAUGGUUCUUCAGUUUGGUCUCGCAUUUCCCUGGAGUAUGAUCUAUUGCAAACCUUUUAUCAAAUAGGUAAUAAAGUGCUACAAAUGGUGGAAGAUAUUUUUGAGGAUAAAGCGCUAAUGAAAGCCCUCCAUGAUGCCAAAUAUGAUUUGCUUCUUACUGAUCCUGCAGUUGGUGGAGGAGUUCUUCUUGGUCACCGUUUAGGUCUUCCACUUGUCUUUAAUGUCAGAUGGACGAUUCAGGGAGAGGGGCAUCAAGCUAUUACACCUUCCCCUCUCUCCUACAUCCCCAUACCAGGAUCAGAAGUGACCGAUAAGAUGACCUUCAUGCAGAGGGUCAAGAACUUCCUCUACUACAUCUUUACAUGUUUCCAAAUUUGGUACGUUGUGGAACCAAUCUACAAACCCUUUGUCCAUCGUCACUUUGGCAGUGACAUAUAUUAUAUGGAGCUGUUCCAAUCAGCUGACAUCUGGCUUAUGAGAAACGACUUCACCUUUGAGUUUCCACGACCAACAAUGCCAAACAUCGUCUACAUGUCAGGAUUCCAGUGCAAACCCUCCAAACCUCUCCCCAAACAACUGGAGGACUUUGUACAGAGUUCUGGAGACCAUGGUGUCAUUGUGAUGACAUUGGGGACAUUGGUAGAAAAGCUCCCUGACGACAUGGCUGAGGACAUCGCUGCUGCUUUUGCUGAGCUUCCCCAGAAGGUGAUCUGGAGGCACAAAGGAAAGAAGCCAUCCACCCUUGGCAACAAUACCCUAAUCUUGGACUGGUUACCCCAAAAUGAUCUCCUUGGUCAUCCCAAAACCAAAGUGUUUGUGGCUCAUGGAGGCACCAAUGGAAUGCAAGAGGCCAUCUAUCAUGGGGUUCCCUUGGUUGGCUUGCCACUCAUGUUUGAUCAACAAGACAACUUCUUCAGGAUGGCAUCCAAAGGAAUUGCCAAAGUCCUGGACAUUGCAGAACUUAAUAAAGAUGUCUUCUUGGAGGCUCUGAAGGAGGUUCUCUAUGAGCCUUCAUACAGAGAGAAGAUGAAGGAGCUGUCCAGCCUCCACAGGGAUCAGCCCAUGAAACCUCUGGAUCGAGCCAUGUUCUGGAUCGAGUUUGUCAUGAGGCAUAAAGGAGCGGCCCAUCUGAGGACUGAGUCCUACAAGAUGUCUAUGAUCCAAUACCACUCUAUUGAUGUUUUGGCAUUUCUGUUGGCAAUUAUUCUGCUGCUCUUUACUGUUUUUAUUUCUCUAGUCAAAUGUUUUUGGAGGAGAGUAUUGCAUCAAAGCAAAACCAAAAAGGAAUAAUUAUCUUGACCAUAAACCUCUUUACAUGCACUUUAAGCAUAUCACAACAGAAAGAUUGAAAUUCAUGAAAACAAAUAUGAUUGUGUAGCUGAAUGAGCUGACCUAAAUUUGUUCAAUCAUUAUUUUAGGACAAUUAGAGUGUAGAUUAGAAAUCUAUCUAAAUUUCUUCAGUCACAGAAAGGAAUGAUGGUAAAACAACAAAUUUUUGUUGAAGCUCCUUUUCUCUAAAGUCUGCAUAUAAAUUUGUUUCUGCGUUUAUAAUAUUUAUCAUUUAAAUUCUAAUUUCUAUUUCUGAGGAGAAGCAUGAAGCUCUUCAUCAGAUGUCACUGACAUAUAUAACUAAGUUAAACAUGGUAAUUUUACAUAACAGGAAUAAUGAAAGGUUUUAUUGGAAGAUGGUGUAAUUAUAAUUUAUUGGUUCAUCAUCAAAAAAAAAAUUUCCUGAAGUUUGUCGUAGUAAUAAUUAAGUGACAGGUUUCAGUUAAUUUUGAAUGCUUUUGAAUCAUCGCUUUUGUGCCAUAUGAUAACAAAUAUGUGUAUUAAUAUUUGAACAAACUGACUGACAGCAGCAGAAGAGCUCAACUUUAAACACUCAACCAAAUAUUUAAAAUCUGGAUUAAAUGGCUUCACUGGUGACACCUGCAGGCAACAGAGCAAACAACACUUUAGUUUAUCAAUUUUCUGAAUUAUCAGUUUUCUUUGUACUCUUUUUGACAUAUCCAGGUUUAUUAUUAAGUCACUAAAUAAAAUAGCUAUUUAAGCCAGUCUUACAGUUACAGAGUUAACAUUAGUGAAUUAAAUUAGGGUUGUCCAAGUCCCCCUAUCUUAAGUCCCCCUAUUUUAAGUCCCCCCUAAUGGAGAGAAUGAAUUUAUUUCUUAUAAUUUAAUUUAAAUCAGUAGCAAGUAUAAAUAAAAGUGCACAGAAUAACAAAAUAAAGAGAAAACUAUCAAAAUAUGACCAUUUUUGGUUUUGAUCUUUUUGUUGUUGGAAAAAAAAACCUCCCUUUCUUUUUUCAGAGGGAACAUGUAAUAAAUAUGACAUCAGAGAACGCAAACACAUAAAAAGAAAAUGUUGGAGCUCACUGUGGCUGUGAGGAGAAUGUGCAGCAGGAUUCAGCGCCCGUCUGUCAUGUUUGCAGUCAGAUCCAGAACCGGGCUGAACGGAGGAUGGGCUGUGAGGAGACAGGAUGUCGGAGAUCAAACAGCAGGAAACAGUGAAAGGAAAACAGUUUGUGUUUCUUAUGGUUCUUAAUUUCUCUUUUUAAUCAAAGUCAAAUUCAAUUAACAUAAAACAAAAAAUAAUGGCUCUGCUCAUAUUUCAGACAUGACCAUGCACUUCGGCUCACUCAGAGAACAGCUCUAAUCACAAUCAUUCAUGAGUCUGCUAAGUAAAUAUUUAUCCUUGAACUAAGCAUGUACAUAAGCUAAAUAUCAUUUGAAA
Poeciliopsis prolifica (blackstripe livebearer) is the source of this 3097-nucleotide messenger RNA. RefSeq names its product UDP-glucuronosyltransferase 2B31-like. Gene Ontology annotation, molecular function: UDP-glycosyltransferase activity. Bases 76 to 1656 code for a protein of 526 amino acids. NCBI's taxonomy places the organism in Eukaryota, Metazoa, Chordata, Actinopteri, Cyprinodontiformes, Poeciliidae. The record is from RefSeq and is a predicted model, not a curated record. The transcript has 2 exons.